AUGGAGAGCGAAGUGGCCCAGCCUUCGACCAUUGCCCCUAAGAGCCCCACUGACCAUGAAGAGACUAGUAGCACGACUAGCAGUGGCAACUCAGCGGCAAUGACAGCGAUGGAAGAGCUUCAUCAACUUUACGCUUCCGAUCCUAAUGCAGAGCGCGUGAGUCUUCGUGGUCGACAUCUCUCGCAAGAAAACGCAGACGAAGUGUUUAUUUUCCUCCAACAGCAUUUCCCCAGACUUCGACAUUUGGAUUUGCGUGAUAACGAUUUGCAAGAACUCCCACAAGAUUUUGGGUCCCGGUUACCUAAACUUGUGGCUUUGAACCUGUUGAACAACAAUAUUCGCUUUCGAAUGGGAGCACUGAGAACUCUUGGAGAAACGUUGCAACACUGUCCUUGCUUGAAGAGCUUGAGUCUGUCACUAUCAAGUCCUGCCGAAGAGCAAGUACUAUUGUCCAUGCUCCCUCGACUGCGCAUUCUAAAUGGUACCCCACUUCUGUCCUCUAGAUCCGGAAGUGAAGACAACCCAACGAGUCCGACGAUACAUGAACUUCAGCAAUUCUGUGCUUCCCCAUUAGCUAAAGUGAAUUUGAGCUCGAUAGCAACACAGAAGAAAAACGGAGUUCGCGUUUCAGAAUCUGAAAGGUCUAAAUCUGAUGUUUCAGCUCGCAAUGUGAAGAACAGCGUGAAACCAACCGAGCUUCCUGCGAGUAUUUCAGACGACCGGACCGAUUGGUGCAAGUUGCUCAAAGUGAAUCGUUCUCAAGUCUCAAAGCCACUUCAAAGUACAUCAUCAGUCUCUCACUCGGGGACGAACGUCGUGCCAACAGAGACAUUCUUACAGCAACUUAAAGCAGUCGUCAAGGCCUUUCACAAAUCCGAUUCGAAUGGUAAAUCUAACAGCGCAUCUAAAGCCAAGCUUUUUGCUCAAUUAGAUCGCCAUGUAGAGUUGUUAGCUCAGCAAUUAAAGCGCCAGGAACCAGAAGAUCCCAACGCUGAGCUCUCCGAUGCCAUGUUGCAGACUCGAUGGAGUUUACUGGAAGUCUGUGCAAUGUUUGGAUCGCAGAAAGUGGCUCAGGCUGACGCUGGGCUUGGCAAUGGCUUCGGUAUGUUGCUUGCUAUGCAGAAGCAGCUUUUAUCUGCCAUGCAAGCACAACAGCAGACUCAAACUCAAGCUCAAAGUACAACGGAAGUAGCAGCACCUGGACAAAACCUACAGCUUAAACAGCUACUCGAUGUGGCUGAAAACCUCGAAAGCGAUUUAGAAGCUGUACAAUUGCAACUUCAGCAAGAAACAGCUCGUCGUGAACAGGUUGAACUGGAAAAUUUGGAACUCAAACGAGUACACAAUAACGGCAAGGGGAUUCUAAAAUCUGGAACGUCUAAAAUCACUGCCAGAACAACGGACAACUUCAACUCUACUAAACAAACAACACGACAGAUUCGAAGAAGCAACAGUGAUCAAGCCGGCGCAGUGCCAUCAGUUAAUGAUACUCAUGAGCCAGAGACGCUAACUUCUCCUCCUCAAAUUAUUGCACCACCGGCACCUCAGACAACAGUAGCUGUCCGAAAUUUAUCUCUGAAACAACUGGUGGAUCUCAUUAACUGCGUGUACGCGUCUAAGGUCAAAUAUGACAUCCGAGCCACCACUGCUGGGGCACCACGCGAAACGAUGGAGCAGCAUUUGUACACUUACUUGAACACUCGUUUCGGUCUACCAAAACUCAUUGUGGAACACGCCAGCGCUGUAUGGAAAGCAGCCGAGUAUUUUGCUCGACGUGAGAAUGAUGCAGCUGUGUUUGUGGCGCUACUUCGCAAUCGACUGGAUGAAGGGUUUCUGGAAAUUAAGAAAAAGUUGCAGUCUGCUCUGGUAGAGCUGCUUCGAGCGUUCUUUUCGGCAAAGUACCCGCUGAAGCAAGGUAAAGCCAUCGCUGCACUUGUUCAAACCCGGAUAGACGGGUUGAUUCACGAAGAGGAGUGGCGCAAUGUCCUCACAUAUCUCUACGAACCGCAAGAUAGCGCGAAGUUACUGAGUUUGGUUCAACACAAAGCGGAGAAAUACCAGACAACUCAAAUACAGAGGAAGAAACCUCAGGCAAACGAAAAACCAAAUCUGGAGCUACCUUUUGCUGACUUUGAGCAAGUUUUGUACGGAUACCAACUACAAGGUCGACUGGACUUACUCGAAGGCUUUCGAAGAACUUUUGAAGAGCUCGAUACUGAACAUGUUGGUGUCAUCACCAGAGCUCGAUUCGUCACACUUACUCGACGAUUAGCACCAGCGAAGGCAGAAAGCACAGUGACGACGCUUGUUGAGGCGUUAGACCCAUUUAACCACGACGUAAUCACAUUCUCUGACGCUGCAAACGCACUACUGCCGGACAUUCGACGUGCCUGUAUCAAGGCCAAGUCGAACUCAGCGUCACAAGCAAAGACAAAGAAGGAUAUUAAGUGA
This is a messenger RNA of Phytophthora nicotianae INRA-310, 2451 nucleotides long. RefSeq lists its product as hypothetical. The transcript is spliced from 3 exons. Gene Ontology annotation, molecular function: protein binding. Gene Ontology annotation, cellular component: cytoplasm. Bases 1 to 2451 code for a protein of 816 amino acids. The record is from RefSeq and is a predicted model, not a curated record. NCBI's taxonomy places the organism in Eukaryota, Oomycota, Peronosporomycetes, Peronosporales, Peronosporaceae.